Messenger RNA from Colletotrichum higginsianum IMI 349063, 429 nucleotides. RefSeq lists its product as uncharacterized. NCBI's taxonomy places the organism in Eukaryota, Fungi, Ascomycota, Sordariomycetes, Glomerellales, Glomerellaceae. Bases 1 to 429 code for a protein of 142 amino acids. The transcript is spliced from 2 exons. The record is from RefSeq and is a predicted model, not a curated record.
AUGGAGGGGAGUUCCCUCUGCAACUUGAACAAGCACUCGCCCUCCUCCCAACACCAACAAACGCGCAUCGUCACCAUUGUCCAACAGCCAGCCUUUUCAGUCGCCCUUCAUUACACCGGACAUCAUCCCAGCCUUCUUCAUUUGGAUCAAUACCCCUACGGUAGUCAGACUUCUGGUCUACUAUUAGACCCAAGUCAUGGAUGGGCCAGGACGGCUGAGGAGUCUUUACCUCUGGCUCCGCAGGUCGACUGCCGACAGCUUCCCAGGGCCCCACGAACCCCGGGGAAACAGGAGAAAGGAAAGAGAAAAAGAACAGUCCUUGGACAGCCAAAAGUCAGCACCCUGUUCUUCGUUAAUUGGUGUCGACUUAAUCUACGUCAAGGCGCCUGUAAGGGGUAUGUGUGCUUCUCCUGGGUCAGGACGAUGUGA